Messenger RNA from Saitoella complicata NRRL Y-17804, 1063 nucleotides. RefSeq lists its product as uncharacterized. The record is from RefSeq and is a predicted model, not a curated record. Lineage: Eukaryota; Fungi; Ascomycota; Saitoellomycetes; Saitoellales; Saitoellaceae. The transcript has 2 exons. The coding region runs from base 136 to 897 and encodes 253 amino acids.
GUUUCGAGGGUUGGUCCUCAUUGUUGUGAUAGAUUGUGUGCUGACGCUGAUGUGUGCAGGACGGCUUAUGUGUGGAAUCUUGUGGAUGGGACGUUGGUGAAUACGUUCAAGUUGGCGAGUGCUGCGGUGCACGCGAUGGAUUGUAAUGAAAAGUAUCUGGCGGCGGCGUUUGAACAUGAGAUCGUUAUGUGGGAUUUGGCAGAGAACAGGCUUGCGUCGUUCAUGCCGCUUGAGUCUCUCGAGGCAAGAGUAGUAAAGGUCAUCGGCAUGGCCAUUGAUGGUACCGAUCCACGACUCAUUUACACCGCUGUUCAAGAAAUCCACGACGACAACAGCGAGCAUUACCGCCUCGACUGCUUUGAUGGCCUCACUGGUACACUUGCUAAGCGUGGUUACCUACCCGACAUGGAAAUCACCUUCGCCCAGCUCAACCGCGGCCGAAACAAGCUCUUCUUCACGCAAUUCGACCAGGACAACUACUGGAACGUCAACCUCGAGACAAUGGAGUUCGACAUGCGACCCUGCGAACACGUCACAGAGUACGCUGACGAAGAAUACGGCCGCCUCUUCUUCCCUGAUCGCCGCCUUCUGUUCCGCUACGUCCAGCCCGAACGAGAAACAGAAGCAGAAGGUCUUUACGUCGAAUCCUACGAUGACAAGACGGGGCAAGUGAGGAUGUAUAAUCGGGUCGCGCAUGACGAGGGGAAGGAUCAGGGAAGACAUCAUGAUAUCAAUACGAGUCAUUUGUUGCAGGGGGAUGAGGGGUGGAUUGUGUAUUGUCAGUUGAAUAGGGCGUUGGUUUGGGGGUUUGAGGAGCCGGGGUAUAUGUAUCCGAGUUCGGAUCAGGCGCAGCCUGGGCCGAGAUGUAAUGGGACGGAGGCUGUUCCAGCAGAUUGAGAUUUAGGGAACGGAGGUCUCUUUAGGCAGAACGGAUGAUAUGGUGAAAGCGCCACUUGCAAGUGCAGAAUAACAGUAAUGUUUAUUCCUAUUCAAUCAACUUUCCUUACUUAACGCCGUUUCCCAUUUUGACUGUUUCUCAGUUACAUCGGAGCACACAUUUUAU